Sycon ciliatum is the source of this 1364-nucleotide messenger RNA. Its product is annotated as tyrosinase-like. NCBI's taxonomy places the organism in Eukaryota, Metazoa, Porifera, Calcarea, Leucosolenida, Sycettidae. The transcript is spliced from 2 exons. Gene Ontology annotation, molecular function: oxidoreductase activity. The record is from RefSeq and is a predicted model, not a curated record. Bases 135 to 1196 code for a protein of 353 amino acids.
GUGUUCUCAUCUCAGAGGAGAAUUUUAGCAAAUCAAGCCACUUGCAAUCCAAUUUAACAGCAGAGGACUUCAAGUUUGGAAUAUCAGCCUAUGAGUUUCUGGCCUGGAUUCACUAUUACGCUACUAAAGACGCGAUGAAUCCUUCGUACAACGACCACCGCCCUAAUGUGGACUUCGCACACAAUGGCCCUAGCUUACCAACUUGGCACCGGUAUUUUAUGCUGUUGUUCGAAUCAGAACUUCAACGAGUAUCUGGAAACGACUCAUUUGCGGCUCCCUAUUGGGAUUGGAUGGAUCGGCAGAAUCGUGAUCAUAUCUUCACUCAUCCUGACCUCUUUGACGGCAAUGAAACCUCACUCGUGGGUGUAUUCCGUGAUUUUAGGACCAUCUGUUUCGAAGCGGGUUUUGCGGUUCCACUUUCUGAGCCCAACAUUAUCAGAAGAACACCAAAACGUGGAUCGGGAAGCCUAUGCAAUGCUUCGGAGUUUGAUGUAGGAAUACCACUUGUUCGCAGAGACUAUGGACAUGAGUAUAAAGUUGUCAAGUGGCUGCCAAGUACGCGUGAUGCUUGGGAUUUACUGUUAAAUAUUACCCACUACGAUGUUCCACAUCCCAAGUUAUAUGAAGGGUCUCCUUCCAGCCUUCGCGCUGCGUUGGAAGGAAGUGUUGCUGUUCCUGGAAAACGCUACUGCAGUUUAGCAAACAAGAGCCUCGCCAUAGAGAUGCAUAACGCCGUUCAUAUGCAUUCAGGAGGUGUGUUUUCAAGCGGAGCCAUGUCACCUAAUGAUCCCGUGUUCUACCUCCAUCACUCCAUGGUGGAUCGUAUGUUUGACCGCUACGUGAUCAAGCUGCAGGAACUCGGCACGCUACAUUAUAUCCCGGAGUCGGGCGCAGACCCAGGACACAAUGCGAACGAUUGCAUUGUUCCCUCAUUCCCUGUCUAUCGGAACAAGGAGUUUCUGAAGCGGAGUACUGACUUAGGCUACGUAUACGACACACUACCAUUGCUGGACACUGCGCCUGAGCGACCCGCCGAGGAGUACAAUCAAUGCAAUAACCCAAAUGCAUCAACAAUAAUGCCAAGACCACCUCUUUCAUCAUCCGAAUCUCUGCCUACUUCUGUUGGAAAAUCAGCAUAUGGACGUCUGCUUGGCAUGGUUUCAGCGUUAGUGUCGCAACUUUACGAAUUGCUCUAGAUCUCGUUUUUAAAAUUGUCUCGUGGUCCGAUGUAUUGGGCUACAGUUUUGAAAUUCAAUUCAUCGCAAAUAUGGCUGAUGCUUUCAUGCCGGGCUAGCGGCUACAACUCAAAAUACGCUGCUAUCUACUAUUCAUUCUCUUCUAGUCUAAACUGUAGACAUGUUGAA